AAUAGAAAAGUUCAUCUGAACGGGACGCUCCGGCGGGGUGGGCUCUGUGGCACGUUGCGGUUCGGGUCCAGGUGUGCCAUGAAGACAGUGCGCUGAAAUUUCUCAUUCCGCCUCAAAAGCCCUCCCCGGUUCAUGUCCUGUCCAUCGACUUUUCUCUCCAUCCACCUCCAUCCCUCUGAGUCAGUCUGCUGACUGCCAUGGCUUCCACUGCUUUAUUGCUGCUGGCUCUCUCCUCCUUCCCCUCGCUCACAGUGGCAGUUUUGUUUGGUGAGCCCAGAAUAUAUGGUGAGGAUGCUACUGGUUACGGCCCCAUAUUUGAAGAGGAGCCUGUGGAUGUGGUUUACAUCGAAGACUCACCUGAUGGGAGAAUCUCCAUGAACUGCAGAGCACGUGCUAACCCCCCAGCUACAUACAGGUGGCGUCGGGAUAACUGGGAAAUCAAGCUCAAGGAGCAGCCGGAUGAACACUACAGCCUGGUGGGGGGGAAUUUGGUAAUCACCAAUCCAAUCCAGAAGAAACAUGCUGGGACGUACGUCUGUGUGGCCAGGAAUAUUUACGGCACCGUUAUCAGCAAAGAGGCCAGAGUCAAGUUUGGAUUUCUGGGUGAGUUUCCUGAUGAAGAGAGAGAGCCAGUUUAUGUCAAAGAAGGACAGGGAGCAGUUCUGUUGUGUGUACCUCCAAAAGCCUGGCCACAGGAGGUUACCUACCGCUGGAUCUACAAUGAGUUCCCAGUGUUCCUGAACACAGACCGUCGUAGGUUUGUCUCCCAGAAGACUGGGAACCUCUACAUUGCCAAGGUGGAAGCUCAGGAUGCGGGAAACUACUCUUGCUUUGUUUCUAGUCCCGUCUUAGGAAAGAGUGUUUUCUCCAAAUUCAUCCCUCUCAUCCCCUUACCCCCUGACGAUGGUGAGGAGAGAAAAUACCCAGCAGACAUCAGGGUGAAGUUCCCAGAUACGACUGCCAUGCUGGCCUCUAAUAUUACAUUAGAAUGCUUUGCUCUUGGAAAUCCCAUCCCACAUAUUGUAUGGAGGAAGGUUGAUGCUACAGACCUCCCGGCUAAUCAUGAAAUCAGUGAAUCGGGGGCCGUGCUUCAUCUGUUUAAUGUACAGUACGAAGAUGUGGGAUUUUAUGACUGUGAAGCCAUCAACACUAAAGGAAAGGACUGGCACAAGGCCUGGCUCUAUGUGGAGUCUGCUCCGGAGUGGGCAGAGACCAUCAAUAACACGAUGAAAGACAUUGGCUCAGAGCACACCAUGCGCUGUGUGGCAUCAGGGAAACCCUUCCCUUUCAUCCGCUGGUAUAAAGAUGGAUAUAUGUAUGGUAAAGGUGAGCUGAAGUUUUCCAGCCUGACUUUUGCUGACUCCGGGAUGUAUCAGUGCAUCGCUGAGAACUACUGGGGCAUCAAAUACGCCAACGCUGAGCUGCGAGUCAUCGCCUGUGCGCCAACAUUCGAGUUCAACCCUGUGAAGAAGCAGCUUCUCGGAGCUAAAGACGGACGUGUGGUGAUUGAGUGUAAACCCAGAGCGGCUCCUAGACCUCGAUUCACCUGGACAAAGGGCAAAGAGCUCCUCUACAACAGCUCACGCAUUUCAAUCAUGUUUGACGGGAGUCUGGAGAUCUUGAAUGCCACCAAAAACGAUGAAGGGGUUUACACCUGCUUUGCGGAGAAUGACAGAGGAAAGGCCAACAGCUCUGGCUAUCUCACCAUCACAGAGGCUACCAGCAUCACAGUAGCACCUGAGGACACUGAGGUUAGAGUUGGUGACGAGGUGAUUCUGAAGUGUCAAGCUUCAUACGACCCCAUGCUGGACAUCACAUUUAUCUGGGCUAUAGACUUCAGAGUCAUCGACUUUAAUGCAGAGUGGCAACAAUAUGAACGUGUCAUGAACGAAGAUGGUGUUGGCGACCUGAGAAUAUUGAACGCUCAAAUUUGGCACGAAGGUCGCUACACCUGCACGGCUCAGACUGUUGUGGACAGUGACACUGCCUACUGUGAUCUCAAGAUUGUAGGUGUUCCUGGUCCUCCUGGUGUGAUUCGGGUGGAAGAGAUUGGGGACACGUGGGUGAAGCUGUGGUGGACUAAAGGAGCUGAGCAUAAUAGCCCUAUUCUCUACUAUACCAUUCAGACCAGACACUACUGGGCUCUAUAUGAAGAUGACUGGAGGAAUGCCAGCACUUCUCCAACUGUUCUUGAUGGCAGUAUGGAGAAAGCAGAGGUGACAGACUUGUAUCCUUGGAUGGAAUAUCAGUUUAGGAUCAUUGCUACUAAUGAGCAUGGCUCUGGAGAGGCCAGUAUCCCCUCCCUCAAGAUCAAAACCUGGGACGCUCCACCAGUUGUGUCUCCCACCAAUCUGGCCGGUUAUGGAGGUCGAAAUGGUGAGAUAAUCAUCACGUGGACACCCGUGGAGCCUUGGUACUUCUAUGGUAAGAAGUUUGGCUACAUCGUCGCGUUUAAGCCUCACGAUGCUUACGACUGGUGGUACGAGACCAUCUCGGACCCUGAGACAAGACGACACGUUCACAGAGACACCUAUUUCAUCCCCACUGAGGAAGACUUCCAGGUGCGAGAGUUUCAGGUGAAGAUCAAGUCAUUUAAUGUGAAAGGAGACGGACCCUACACCCUCACAAAGGUCAUCUACUAUCCACGAGAUGUACCUACAGAAUCUCCAACAGAUAUCUACGCUAGGCCUGUGUCCUCCACUGAAGCUCUGGUUUGGUGGUUGCCAGUGGUUGACACUGGAACAGGCCUACAACAGUAUAUUGAGGGAUACCAGGUCAGAUACUGGAGAAAAUAUGAUGAUCCGGAACCAGGUGCCAAUCGUAUUUUUGUCUCAGCCUCAGUCAAUCAGACAAGGCUGGAAAAUAUGCUGCCAGAUUCACACUACCUCAUCGAGGUCCGUGCCUACAAUGGAGCAGGCCUCGGACCCCCUGGAGAAAUGUGUGAGAUGUUCACCAAGAGGCCACCACCACCAGAUCCUCCCAGGAUGUGGCGAUACAUCAGUUGGACAGGGAAAUGGCUGUAUGUGUGGUGGGAUCAUAUCCAGUACGACUGGUUCGGUAAUAUUUCCUUCCCGCUGUACUACAAGGUCAUGUUCAGAAAGUCAGGCUACAUCUAUGGGAAGGUCUACAUCACUGGCUGGCACUUCAUGGACUUCCCCAUGCCUCAGGUUGGAGAUUAUGAACUGAUGGUGCGUGGCCGUUAUGAAGGAGGAGAUGGCCCAAUCAGGAGGAUUAAGAUUCUGGGUCAUGCAUCCACAAUCACGCCCACCUUAAGCCUGGUGUCUUUGGUGCUGCUGGCACUGUGCGUUGUGGGACUGGAAAUUUAAGCCUGCCUCAAGCAACAUGUAUAUAACAGACUCUGGGAAGCAAAUACACGGACCAUAUUGAGGAUCUAGUCUUUAUUAUCAAACAGUCUUCACAUUGAUGCUCACUAAGAUGCCACAUCCUGCAUCCUUCUAGCUUUUGUUCAGGUGUAACACAAUACUGGAAAAAGAAAAUUGUUUCUCAAAAAUAAGAUUUGUUGUUAAUCCAAAUGCUUUUCUAGACCAAUUACCAACCAUAUUUGUAUACCAUCAUAUGACAAGAUCUAAAAUGUCUUGAAUGGAUUAUAUGACAAGGCACAUGAUUCUCCAAACACUGUGUAGAUAGAAAUAAAUGCACAAGGAAAAGAAAGUUUAAGUUGUUUGUCAAGCGAAAAGUGCGAUUUUCCAGUCUCUUAAGUUAUUUUCUAUUAAUUCUUUUUGUUGGAAAAAUUAUGAUUUCUUUUUACACAGACAGUCUCCAUCUCUCUGUUAAAUCAGUCAUUAGUAUGUACACAAAAAUAUAAUAAGAAAUGCUUUUGGUUAUUUUUAAAAAGUGUUUAUGAAAACUAUGUAAGUUAUUUGUGAAUAGCGUUUUUUCUUCUUCUUUUUUAAAUUUAUUUAUUGAAACAGGAGUAAUGCUACCAACGAUGGGGACAGAAUGUUGGUGGGGGAGCUGUGGGUUUCGCAAUGACUCUAAAUUGUUAUUCGGAGUUAUUAACAAUGAAAGACAUAUCGCUUUGACAUCUACUACUGUAUAUCACCUGGAUCUGUACGCUAACUUCUUUUGUGUCAAGCUGCAAAACCAUUAAACCGAAUGCAACAAACAAAUGA
Molecule: messenger RNA, 4133 nt
Organism: Maylandia zebra (zebra mbuna)
Lineage: Eukaryota; Metazoa; Chordata; Actinopteri; Cichliformes; Cichlidae
Gene: cntn1b
Product: contactin 1b
Biological process (GO): cell-cell adhesion; axon guidance; brain development
Cellular component (GO): axon; plasma membrane
Molecular function (GO): cell-cell adhesion mediator activity
Source: RefSeq, a predicted model, not a curated record